UUUGGCUCUCUUUUAUUAUCUUUAUUUUCGCAGACGAGACAUUGAUGUCGAAGUCGCCGCGGCAAACGCAAUUUCUUCGAUUUCAGUACAUCAGAUAACAGAAAUGUCAGGUAAGCGAACUGCAACAACAGAAUUGAAUCACGACAACUGGAAUGAGGAGAACGAACCGGAGGAUGCAGGAACGUUUGCACUGGCUUCAAAUGAUAUACUUGAAAAGAGAGUUAUAAAAACAGCAAGGCGUCGUUUGCCAUCGAAGGACGGGAUUCCAACGAAAAGUGCAUUUGGGUCGUUUACAGGUUUCAAAACUAAUCCAAGUUUAUCUCCAUUCGGUUUUUUAGCUAAUACAAGCACUACUUCUAGUACGACUACUUCUACUGCAUCAGCAACGACUGUAAAUACAAGUAACAAGCAGACUGCUAGCAACGGUGCUCCUAAGAUUCCCGAAAUUGAUUCAGAUAAAAGAGAGGAUUUUACCAAAUUACAAACAUCAUCAAGUACAAGUACGAGCAAAAAAAAUUCAGUUGAACAAGGAACUGAAAAGACAAAGAGCCACUCGUCGGAUUAUUACGCAAAAUUGAAAGGACUAAAUGAAAGCGUUGCUACAUGGAUAAAGAGCCAUGUAGAUGCAAAUCCAUUUUGUAUAUUAACACCUAUAUUUAAGGAUUAUGAGAGAUAUUUGAAAGAAAUUACAUCAAAAGAAGAAAGUAGCAAGACACAAAUUUCGCAUACUUCAGAGCAUAUAACGCAGGCUGCGAAGAACGAUAUUAAAGAGAUAAGUUCAGAAAAGAAACCAGAAAAGUCAUUGUUUGGGAAUUCAAACGCGAAUGCAAAGUCUACUUUAACCACAGGAACAGAAUUAAAACCUGAGAAGUCAAUAUUUUCCAACAUCACCACGAAUACCAAAUCUGUAUUUAGUAAUACAGAACAGAAAACAGAAAAUCCCAAAUCUGUGUUUGGUAGUACAGAUAUAACUCCUGAUAAGAAUAAGUCUAUUUUUGGAAGCACAGAGUCAAACGUUGCUAGUAAAAGUGUAUUUGGCAAUACAAGUGUGGAAAGUCCCUUCGCAAACAAAUCUACCGUUUCAGAUAGUGGAAAUAAAGAUGAGGAGGAGAUAUCCUCCAACGCGAAGUCUGUGGCCCCUACUUUUCCCACUUUUAGUUUUGGACAGAGUUCUACUACCAGUAACGUGUCUGCUGGAUUUAGUUUCGGAAGUGCAAAGCCAUUUUCAUUUGCUCCUCAAGCAGUAAAACCACAAGAGAAAACCGAGGACAAAACAAGCAAUGAAAAUAAAGAUGAAGAAGAUGAAGAACCGCCGAAACAAGAAUUCAAACUGGUAACUGAAGAAGGUGCUACUUAUGAACAAAGGUGUAAAGUCUUCGUAAAGAAAGACAACGUUUAUACUGAUAGAGGCAUCGGAAUGUUGUAUCUGAAACCAACACCGAAUGGAAAGACGCAAUUAAUAGUACGAGCCAAUACUGCUUUGGGUAAUUUGUUACUCAAUACCCUAUUGACUCAAAGCAUUCCCACGAAGCGCAUGAACAAGAAUACGAUAAUGUUGGUCUGCCUACCAAUGCCAGAUUCUUCACCACCACCAGUCUCAGUGCUGUUAAGAGUGAAAACUAGUGAAAACGCGGAUGAAUUACUGGAAGCGUUGAAUAAACAUAAAAAGUAGAAAGUACACGAAAUUUGACUUAACGUAUUUGAACGACGUUUUUUUUUGACGUUACUUUAAAGCUUGAAGAAUGAAGCAAAUGCUAAUCCAUGGAAUAUUUGUUCAUCAAUGUAAUGAUUUUGUAUUGAACUUUAUUCUCAUCAUUCCAUAAAAUCUAAAUUUUGCGAUUGCCUAGGAACUUAACAUGAUCAUGAGAAGCAUGUAUGAUGUAAGAAUACAAGGUUUCAUUCUCGAGAUACGCGAUUAGUCAAAAAAUUAGUCCAAAAUGUUAUAAAUCAAUAUAGAGGUGAUAUUUCAUUUAUCCGUUUUUGUUGUACAACAAAGGCUGCAGGACAAAGCACGAGUGGCAACCUUCAAAGACCGGAAACCUCCCAGAGAAUAUCUUUGCCCACAGAAACACCUCUCAAAAAACCGCCGUUCGGAAUUGACAUUAAAACUAGGUCCCAUUCAAUUGAAUAAUCAACGGGCGCACCACAAA
Molecule: messenger RNA, 2150 nt
Organism: Acromyrmex echinatior (Panamanian leafcutter ant)
Lineage: Eukaryota; Metazoa; Arthropoda; Insecta; Hymenoptera; Formicidae
Gene: Nup50
Product: nuclear pore complex protein Nup50
Biological process (GO): protein import into nucleus
Cellular component (GO): nuclear pore
Source: RefSeq, a predicted model, not a curated record